Messenger RNA from Phaedon cochleariae (mustard beetle), 1224 nucleotides. The record is from the annotation of a GenBank genome assembly. Lineage: Eukaryota; Metazoa; Arthropoda; Insecta; Coleoptera; Chrysomelidae.
AUGGUGGGAAUUACGCAUCGUGGGAAUCUUGUGUUUUCUGAAUUUGUCUCUUUAACUGGCAACGUUGCGCUCUUCGGAAAUUUUCGUUAUCGUCGACAUGAAAGUGGGCAAGCAUCGUUGGAAUUGGGCAUCGUGGAAAUUGGGCAUCGUGGGAAUUGGGCAUCGUGGGAUACUCCCGUUUUGGUGGAGUUGACUUUGUUUAUCCAUUUUCAUCCAGGUACUUCUUGCAUACGCCACGUUAUCCUGAGCGCCAGCAAAACCCUCACCGUCCACCAAUGGGAGAUCCUGGUCGUGGCUAUCCACAGGGCGUGCACCUCGACCUUGGACCCUCUCCGACAGCUCAGCCUGGCCUUCAAGGAGAACUCGGACAGCUUCUACGGAGACCUGGCGACCGUCAAAGUGGCGGCCAGGAAAGACGCGACGAUCGCGCAGAACGAGCGUCUCUACGACCUGGCUCAACAAGUGUUCUUGAUGCAGUCGCAAAGGCAGUGCAACAAGUGUCCAGGAAAGGUAUGCGAGUGCGAAGUAGCCAGAGGAGUCGUGGUCGAUGACAGGAGCUACGUUUUCCUGCUGUACCCGCUGGACAAGAGCGACGUUUCGACGCCGGACCUCUACGCCGUCAGAGUCCCCUUCAAAAACCUGGUAAUCGGGAUCUUAGCCCACCAAAUGCUGAUCCAGACCGUUUCCAGCGCCCUUCUUCAAAAUCUCAACCACAUCACGCCGAUUCUGAACAUACUCCAGAUAAGCUCUUGCAGCCUGCGUGGUAUCUUAACCAAGGUCAAUGCCAAGCACGUGGACGUCAUGUUGAAGUGCUUGGAGGUGUCAAAUGUCAGAGCUAGAGCUUUCGAUGCUCGACCAGGUCUGAAGUUUUUGAUGCAGAAAGUAGGUAAUCUGAGCAAAGCUGCGAAUUUGUACACCCAAGCAAACACCUCUGAAGUAGUGCAGAUAAUCGUGCUGAUCGAGCUGUGCUUGGAUGGUAUCGAAAAGUACUCGAUUGAGCCGAGUAGCCUCAAGGAUAUUUUGGCGAGGGAGGAGAAGAAAAAGUGUUUGACGGAUUCUGAUUAUGUGGAGAAUUUUCUGAAGAAGUUGCAUACUAAGUGGAGUCGGUUGUGCGAGUCUUAUGCUAGUUUGACGUUGGUGAUUCCAGAUGGAGUGGGGGAUGAUAGUGAUGGAGAUUGUGGGGCAGAGAUGUAUAUUAAACCACCGUUCCAGCCAUUCAGGUAA